CAAAACUUGGGGAGUCCCGUCCAAUUGCAAAAGCAAAGCAACCCAACCAACUGGCAUUUGUCUCUGUUCUCUUCCUCAGAAAGUCUUUUCUUUACCUUUUCCCCUCUUCACCUCUCAUUUCUUUUCCCCACUUUUCAGACCUUCUGUCUCUUCUUCCUCUCUGUGGCAUUUCACCAAACACUUUGCUUGCUUCAACAGUUAUUCCAGCAGGUCCAAAGCUUUUGCACUAAAUUACCGGAUACGAAACCAGGGUGGUUUCCCUCCUGCUCUUAUUCUUGCUUGAUUCGUGUCCCAUCUGAUAGUUGUAACAGGAAGCUCACGUGGGAGAUGGACGGGGCACAGUUGGAACUAGAGCGGCGAAGCAACUUCUUGAACAGCUUGAUCCAGAGAAAAAAAGCUACCGACCAGCAAGACCAGUUCGACGUUCGGGUUAGGGCUUCGGAUAUGCCCAUCCCUCUGCAGACCCGGGCUUUUGCGUGUGCGCGUCAGCAGCUGGACUCCAUGCCUGGCAACAAGGUCGACAGUAAGCGCCUUGCGUUGGCCUUAAAAAAGGAAUUUGAUGCUGCACACGGUCCAGCUUGGCAUUGCAUUGUUGGGACAAGCUUUGGUUCGUAUGUCACUCACGCCAUAGGAGGGUUUCUAUAUUUUUCUAUCGACAAGAUAUACAUUCUCCUCUUCAAGACCGCAGUUGAACCUUUUGAUCGCUCAGAAUGACACAACGUAUAUAUCUAUGCUGUCACUAAUUUUCCUUUCAUCUACUUUGGCUUCUUUCUUAGUCCAUUACUAGCCUGUUAGUCUGUACUCUCUGGCGGGUAUUCUUACUUUACUAAAUUGGCGGUUCUAAUGUUUUACGAUUCUUUCGUGAUGUUAUGAAAGUAGGAUCACAUUUCACAGAGUUGGACACUAAUCUUAUGAAUAAUGGCAGUACUG
This is a messenger RNA of Linum tenue, 930 nucleotides long. Lineage: Eukaryota; Viridiplantae; Streptophyta; Magnoliopsida; Malpighiales; Linaceae. The record is from the annotation of a GenBank genome assembly.